Danio aesculapii is the source of this 1004-nucleotide messenger RNA. Its product is annotated as intelectin-like. The record is from RefSeq and is a predicted model, not a curated record. The transcript has 7 exons. The coding region runs from base 10 to 999 and encodes 329 amino acids. Gene Ontology annotation, molecular function: oligosaccharide binding. Lineage: Eukaryota; Metazoa; Chordata; Actinopteri; Cypriniformes; Danionidae.
AAAAAAAAAAUGUUUUUCAGCAUCUUUCUGAGUCUCUCACUCAAUUUAUUGCUCUGUGAGGCUGCAAGUAUCAUAUUUUUGGACAACCAAGAAAAACCAUGCAACAAAAACAGCGAUGACAGCCCCAAUCUUGAAAUAGCAAAACUUCAGGGCAGAAUUAAAUAUGCUGCCCGAAGCUGCAAAGAAAUUCAUGACAAGUAUCAGGUUUACGAUGAUGGGCUGUACUACCUGAUCUCCUCAAAAGGAGUCCUUUACCAGACAUACUGUGACAUGACCACUGCAGGCGGCGGGUGGACGCUGGUGGCCAGUGUUCAUGAAAACAACAUGUACGGAAAGUGUACAGUUGGUGACCGCUGGUCUAGUGAGCAGGGUAGUGACCAAAACAGGCCUAAUGGUGAAGGGACAUGGGCAAAUACAGUCACAUUUGGAAGUGUAGAGGCCUCUACAAGUGACGAUUAUAAGAAUCCUGGAUACUUUGACAUUCCCGCUCAGGAUGUGUCUGUGUGGCACGUUCCUAAUAAUAUUGAGUUGGAGCGUUGGUCUACUGCCUCCAUCCUGAGAUACCACACUGACAAUCGCUUCCUAACCCUACAUGGAGGAAACCUUUUCAAUUUAUUCAAGAAAUUCCCUGUGAGGUAUGGAUUGGGGUCAUGCAACGUCGAUAAUGGUCCAGCUGUUCCAAUAGUGUACGAUACUGGAAGUACAGAGUCUACCAAAUUACUGUAUGGUCCCAACUCAAGAACAAACUUUGACCCUGGAUUCAUCACAUUCAGAGUCUUCAAUACUGAAAAAGCAGCCUUGGCUCUUUGCUCAGGUGUUAAACCGACUGCUUGUAACUCUGAACAUUUCUGUGUUGGUGGAGGUGGAUUUUUUCCUGAGGCGUCUCCUAGACAGUGUGGCGACUUUGCAGGUUUUGACUGGGAUGGUUAUGGUAUUAAUGCAGGAUGGAGUGCGUCCAAAGAGAUAACCGAAGCAGCUGUACUUCUCUUCUAUCGCUGAAAAUU